This is a messenger RNA of Trifolium pratense (red clover), 1410 nucleotides long. RefSeq lists its product as uncharacterized. The record is from RefSeq and is a predicted model, not a curated record. Bases 1 to 1410 code for a protein of 469 amino acids. The transcript has a single exon. Lineage: Eukaryota; Viridiplantae; Streptophyta; Magnoliopsida; Fabales; Fabaceae.
AUGCGGAAAACAGGUGCUAGUGACCUAAGCUUUGAUCCCGAGAUCGAGAAAACUGCACGUGCUAAUAGGAAGAAAGCGAGAGAAGCGUUGUUGGCUUCUAGAGUGGAAGCAAGCUCAAGUGUUAGUGAAGAACUGAACUUUGCUGUCAUGGAUGAACAAGAGGUUCCGGUAGACAAUCCUCCUCCACCUCCUCCUCCUCCUAGAAGGACUUUGGGAGAUUACGGUAGGAGGGACGAUGAUGUGUUGGCAAAUCAGGGCUUUCAACCGGCCAAUCCGGUGUCAUUCGAUAUUAAGAAUACGGUUCUCUCCGCUCUAAAAGAGAAUCCGUGUUCGGGUUCCGAGUCUCAAUGCCCUAAUCUACACCUCUCCCAUUUCUAUGAGGCGUGUGAUUACAUGGAUCCGCCCGGCGUAAGCGAAUCCGAUAAGAGACUUCGGCUCUUCAAGCACUCGUUGACCGGUAGAGCCAAGGAUUGGCUAGACACCAUCCCAUCCGGAACAAUUGCAACAUGGAGGCAGCUAGAGAGAAAAUUUCUUGAUAGGUACUUUCCUAUCCACAAGUUCUUGGAGAGAAGAGCCGAGAUAAGUAACUUUGAACAGGGCGACAACGAGAUGCUUUAUGAUGCAUGGGAAAGAUUCAAGGUGUGCUUGAAACGGUGUCCGAAUCAUGGAUUCGAUAGUCACAAUCAAAUGCAGAUGUUUACGCAAGGGUUGAGGCCACAAACGCGAAUGAUCUUGGAUGCCUCAGCUGGUGGCUCUUUGAAGAACCGUGACGAAGGAGAGGUAAGGGAAUUGGUUGAAAGCAUGUCUCAAAAUGAAUACCGCGCUCAAAACGAUCGCGGAGCAAAGAAGAAGGGAGACAUACUUGAGUUAGACACACAAGCUGCCCUUUUGGCCCAACAAAAGUUGAUGACAAGCCAAAUGGAGGCCAUGAUGAAACUCAUUUCCAAUUCCAAAGUUCAGACCCCUCCGGUUGGAAAGAUUGAAAGCGAGCGUUGUGACUUUUGCCUCCAAGACCACCCUAAUGGUGGUUGUUUUCCGGAAGGCUCGGAGGAGGCGAGGUAUCUAGCGAACUUUAGAAAGAGUUACCCCAAUAACAACUCCGGUUGGGGCAAUCAAAGUCAAGGCCCAAGCCAAGCUCAACAAAAACCUCCGUCUCGCUUGGAAGAAACUCUUUCCAACUUUGCUCAAAUGACUCAAAGCAAUUUCGAGGCCAUGAAGGCAAGUCAAGAAAUUUCAAACAAGAAUCAUGAGGCCUCUAUCAAAAAUCUGGAAGUGCAAAUGGGGCAACUAUCUAGGCAAUUCUCUAACUUGCAAAACCAAGGAGGCUUUAGUGGUAAUACAAGAGAUAAUCCGAAGAAUGAAACUUGUAAUGGCAUAACUUUGCGGAGCCGUGUUUUGCCGGAUGUGUAG